Messenger RNA from Metarhizium acridum CQMa 102, 1188 nucleotides. RefSeq lists its product as uncharacterized. Lineage: Eukaryota; Fungi; Ascomycota; Sordariomycetes; Hypocreales; Clavicipitaceae. The record is from RefSeq and is a predicted model, not a curated record.
AUGGGCAAGCCUUUAGACGCCGCGUCGCCCAACCCCUCAUCCUCCUCAACCCCAUCCCGCCUCACGGAACCAUAUGCGUCCAUCACUCCCCAUCCGCCGCCGCCCCAUCGCUACUUUGACGAAGACCCGACCGAGCUCGCAAACGACGACCUACCUCCCCUGUACUCGGAUCACGAAGAGUUCAACGCCGACUCCUGCACGCCCUUUGACCCUCUCCUCCCUCGGGUCCCUCACGGCGACAUCUUUGAAGCCGUCCACCCGUUUCGCCACGACGAAACAUGCGCCUACUUCCUCGACCCCAGGCUAGACCGCGACCCAGACUUUCUGGCCGACCACAUUUACAAGCUGGCCCAGCUGCCCCCGCGGCCCUUUGUCAAAAUCGUCGGCACACACACGGAAAAGUCGGGCGACAAGAGCCGGGAGACCAGGACAGUCACCGACUUUGACAUUGAGAUUGAGCUCACCCACCUCCUGUACAGCGACAUACGCUCCGCGCAGGCAUGGCGCUCCGUCAAGACGGCGGGCAACUUUGAAAAGGUCCGCCGCGGGACAGUCUUCGCGACGCGCGCCCCGGGGUUCGGCGGCACGGGGCCCGUCCCGGAGGAGGGCACGCCGGAGCUGCGCGAGUGGUGCCGCCGCUACUGCGCCUCCGGGGCCUCGCUCAAGUGCUUCACCAUGGAGCGGAGGGUCGAGGGGUACGACUGGGACACGCUGCGCCGCCGGCUGGAGGGCCUCGUCGGCGCGACAAACUACCGGGGACACGUGCAGAUCGAGUUCCCCGUGCGCCACUCCCUCGUCCGCGUCUACAACGACUGCCGCGCCAACCGGUGGCGGCUGACGCCGUGGAUCGCCAAGGUGUUUGUCUUCACCCUCGCGUUUGUGCUUGCCUGGCCGCUCCUGUUCUUCUCCACCAGGCGCUGGGAGACGGUGACGGCCGAAUGGCGGAUGAGCGAGGCGGCCGCCGUGCCGGGCCGCAGGCGGUACGUCUCGCUGAGCGAGGAGGCGUGGUAUGCCGCGUGGGCGGCCACGAUCCAGGCGGCCAUGCUGGAGAGGAGGAGGGGCCUGCUGGACCAGGGCGACCUGGAGAGGACGCGGAGAGGCGGCUGCCGGCCCGGGGAGGGGAUGGGCGGCGCCGAGGCCAUGGGCGUUGUGAAUCGGUCUUUUGGCUGGGGGGGAGAUGAUUAUUGA